GUUCGAAAUGGAAAGUGAAAUUGCUCCUGAGUUAGAAAUCCGAUUCCCACUCUUUUGAAAGGGAAACGAAAGCGACAACAUCCUUGUGUAAGGUGAAGUCUCUAUUGCAUCUCGAUCAUCCUGAAGAAGGAGGAAAAACCCAGUUUGAACUCGCGAUGUCAACAUGCUAGUGAAGCCUGACUAUUUGUUGUGGAAGUUCCUUUCACAAACAGGCGGAUACGCAUCAGGAAGUCCGUGAAACAACGAAUGCCUUUGGAUGCUAGAAAACGGCACUAUUUAUUAGAAGACAAAUACUUUCACGAAUAGUGGGCCAUCUGUUAUCAACGUCACUCGGGCGUUGUAAUUCUUGUCGUAAAAAUGAAGACAUACGAAUAUAGAAAUAUUCUCGAUGGCUAUGUGUGAUUUUGUUUUCUCCAAAAAUGGAUAGCUUCGACGACGAAUUGCAUUGGUUCCUGGGGGAGCUAAGGCUGACCCAGUAUUACCCCCGGGCGCGAGAUUGGUGCCGUGACAUGGGUGCUGGUUUCCUGCACGAGAUUGCGACCGAAGAGCUAGCAAAUUUUCUACAGCUGCGACCGCUCGAGCGACGCCGAUUUCUGUCCGCUGGCAAGGAGCUUUGCGAAAUAGCUGCAGAUGACGACGCCGAGCCCUCUGGCGAACAAAGCCGAGAGCUGCUGGCUGAAACGAAAAAAGGGUGCGUACCAUCAAGCUAUGAGCCACCUCCUCCUGCUUCAUCUACUCAGCAACGCCAAGCGACCGUUGACGUCGUUGUGCAAAAGGCGAUCGCAGCGAGGACAGGCGGGAUAUCCCCAAGAAGGAGAGCGACAACGGAUCAGACUCCCGACGAUGAGGGCACCGACCUCAGCCUCGCACAAAAAUUUUCCCAGCACCUCCGGCUCGAUAAUCACUAUAACGCGGACGGCAGUGCAGCAGGAGCAGCUCUCAGCAGUAGGCCGAGCGCAGAGCCAAGUGCGAACCGGUAUAGUGACCAGUUCGAUCGCCCUGGUUCUCUUUAUGAAAACGCACAUGGGGUGUUGCGCCAGCCUCAAGAACCACCGCAAGUCAAUCUUAAUCUCACCGGCGUGAGGAAGCGAACCGGAUCCAGCUGUCACGCUGAGGAUCUCGCGUAUCGUGAUGCGUACCUCUCGCCUGGACGAGGUCACUCCGAACGGAGAGAGGGAGCGACGCCAACGAGUCGACACAGUAUCAGUUCGUCUUCCCGAUCCUUUUCGCCGAGAAACCAGAGCCUGCUGGGCGUCAAGAAUACAUCUUCGUCCGGAGCGGGAGGUGCACCUGUAUUUCCCAUUAAGCCAAAGCGAGUCCGCACAAAUUGGGCGCGCCCAUACUACCUCCGGCCCCAGAAUGCUCAGCGACCUGGUGACCGCGACCGGCGCGAGGACUACACUGGAGGGACAGCUAGAAGUGUGGCGGGUGAUGAUCGGAGCUCCAGCUUCAGAGCGCACUACCCGAUGAUUGCGAAGCACAACGAGCUAAACCGGACGGCGGAAAAUGUCGCUGCGGCAUUUGUGGAAAGCGACGAGACGCCUAGUCGGCUGCUGAAGAAAAAAUUCACGAAUGCUAAUGCAGCUGGUGAUCUCGAUCAAGAGCAACUCGCUGAGUUGGGAAUCGCAGAAGACGACUUAGUCUGCACCUGGUGCCGACGAAGCACCAAAACAGGCAUUGCAGUCCCUACAGCAACAGACCCGGACGACAGGAGCUAUGCGCCUUCGGGAGCAGCAUACAGCGAGCCUCUGCCCUGGCACCAGGUGCGCCUGAAACCGGGCGACUUCGUGCGCGACGAAGAGACCGAGGCGGUUUACUGCAAGGCGUGCUGGAGCGGUCCAACCGGUGCGACAGGGGGGGCAGAAGAUGAUUCUUGGAGCAGCGCUAGUUGUUUCGAUCAUGCUAACCUGACCGACAAUUCAAGCACUACCUUCUUCACGACUACAACAACCGACAACACGAGCGGCGCAAAUGGGAAACGUUUCUACUCGCAGUACUACGAUGCUGACCAACAGAUGAAUAAAGAGAACAUUGAUGUGGAAAUCAUUGUGUCUCAAAAUCUGGAGGCCCUGUUUCGAAAGUACCAACCUGAAAGUGCUUUUGACCUGAUGCAAGUAGCUACCCGAGAAUUCUCUUGCAGCCAGCUGCAACACAUGCUGCGGACGCUGGGGGAUGAGGAACUUAUUGACAUCUGCCUGCGAAAAUUGCAUACGUAAUGUAAAUGCGAAGACAAAGCGCACGCUGGCAACGUUCCUCCACAGGUUUUACACGGACAACAUGAUGAAAGCAGAAUAUCCUUACCCUCUCUAGUAGCGUCAUGAAUAGACUUAUUGCUCUGUAAACUUAACGACACAACGAUCAGACUCUUAUAAUUUCGCGACUUCUCUUCGAAUGAGACCACACAAUUAACGACACUCAUAAUUUUUACUCGAUGGAAGUGGCACGAGGUACAUGGCUCCACUUUCG
Molecule: messenger RNA, 2466 nt
Organism: Amoebophrya sp. A120
Lineage: Eukaryota; Dinophyceae; Syndiniales; Amoebophryaceae
Source: the annotation of a GenBank genome assembly